Molecule: messenger RNA, 1368 nt
Organism: Micromonas commoda
Lineage: Eukaryota; Viridiplantae; Chlorophyta; Mamiellophyceae; Mamiellales; Mamiellaceae
Exons: 1
Coding region: 56-1294 (412 amino acids)
Source: RefSeq, a predicted model, not a curated record
CCCGCUCAUCGUCGACGCCGAGAUCCUCCCGGGUCCGGGCGGCUUCCUCCCGCAGAUGGCGUCCGUGUGGGAUCCGGAUCCGCCCGUGGCGAUCCCAAACGGCGAGACGAGCGGUGGAAAAGAGACGUACGAACCGGGCGGGUCGCCGUUCCCGCCCGUCCCGGGCUCCGACGCCGCCUCCGCCGAUCGUUCGGCUCGCGCUCGACGGACGAUUAAGUUUCAUCCAACCGCGUUCGUCGCCAAGACGAAGCUCAUCGUCCCCGGGGCGAUCCUAUCCGUCGGGUUCUCGACGCACGGCGGGUGCGUGGAUGAUGCGGACGCGGCGGCGGCGCGCGCGGCGUACACGGCGUGGUACGCCGGCGGCGGCUUUGAGUAUUCGGCGCCUUCGAGUGGCGGUGACUCACCGGGACCGUCCCGCAGGCGCACGUCGGACCCUGGCCGCGGUCUUCUCGAGGACGGAGCCGAGGCGGAGGCGGGUGCGACGGCGGCGGAGGAGGAGGAGGAGGAGGCGACGAAUGAGGAGGAGGCGAAGGAGAAGGAGGCGAAGGCCGAGGCUGAGGUGAUGGACGAGCUCGAGGCUGAGGUGGAGGCUGAGGCUGAGGCGGAGGCUGCGGAAGCCGUCGAGGACUUUGACGCGAUCCGGAUGGCGGAGGCGCAGGCGUCCAUCGACGAACUCUCCGCCUCGGACGACCUGAAGCGCCAACUCGAGGCGAACGCCUCCACCCCCGACGACGAACUCGCCGACGAGCCCGAGACGUACGACGACCUCGACCCGAGGUUCGUCAAGGCGCUCGCCGACAUCGACCUGUCCGAGGAACACUUUCCGUUUGACCUGGACGCGAUGGCGAUGCGAAACGAACGGUACUUUCCCGCGCCGGGGUGGGGGUACGACGAGGCGAUGAUGCAGGACGCGUAUUGGCUGUUCCGCAACGCCACGUGGAGGGGCGACGUGUGGCUCAACCUGGAGGCGUGCAUGCUCCGACCGGGCGGGAAAAACGUCGGCGCCUUUGUGCAGGAUAACGAGAAUCCGCCCUACCGCCGCAUGCUCGCGCAGAAGCUCGGGUACGCGGUGGUGUAUCACUCGAGGACGCGCGGCGGCGGCGAGUUCGACGAAAUCGAGGGGUGGAGGAAGUUUCUGACCCCCGGGGGAUCGGGCGCCGACGAGCGCGCGAGGCCGGACCGAGCCAACACGUUUGUCGGGGAUGUGAGAAUUUACGACGAGGACGGGGCGGCUUUCAAGCGCCCCGACGCGGUGUUUCCGCCGGCUAAAAUCCCGACGCAAUCCGAGCUUUAACGCGUCGUCCGUCUGCGAGUAGAGUAAGCGCUACUAGCCGGUGUCGCGAUGUUACAAAAUACAAAGAACGCGUC